This is a messenger RNA of Hemibagrus wyckioides, 1372 nucleotides long. It is a transcript of the gene snrnp48, whose product is annotated as small nuclear ribonucleoprotein 48 (U11/U12). The transcript is spliced from 9 exons. The coding region runs from base 191 to 1192 and encodes 333 amino acids. Lineage: Eukaryota; Metazoa; Chordata; Actinopteri; Siluriformes; Bagridae. The record is from RefSeq and is a predicted model, not a curated record. Gene Ontology annotation, cellular component: cytosol; U12-type spliceosomal complex; nucleoplasm.
CGACGUUAGUUGAAUCCCAAAUAGCUCCCUACUGUUGUGCACUGCGAAGGGAAUGAAGUAAUGGCUGGUUGGUGAUAAGACAUGCGCUUCUAAUGUAGCUGCUAUCUAAUAUAGUAGUGCAUUACAGGACAACGCCAAACUGUGAACAAAGCUGUGUUUAGGGGAGGUUGUUUGUUUUGUUUGGGGGAGAAUGAGUGACUCUGAGGAGCUGCAGGACCGAAUCGAGGCCCUGCAUCAACUCACUGAGUUUACCCAAAACUGUCGGACACAAGUGACGGAACUGCUGGAGGUGCUGGGAUGGAGCUGGGAGAAUUAUUCCUCACAGCAGGACAAGUUGGAGGUGUGCCCCUAUGACCCAGGUCACACAAUGCAGGGUAGGAGCAUGGAGAACCACAAAUCACCAUGUCUACUCAGCCAGUUAGGAUACUCCAAAGAGGAACAGGCAGAGAUGCACGAUACAUCAUUUUUCUAUGAGAAUACCAACAUUCCCAGCAUAAAAUUGGAUAAACAUGCACAACAUCAGGUAAUUCUGCAGGCCCGGGCGAAUGCCCCUCCUGUUCAGACAACAGGAAACUACUGUCAAAAGGAUUACUCCACUGAGCCUACAGAUGUGCCUCAGAACCACAAGCGAGCAAUAUGUGACCUCACAGCAGCUGACCGAUUGGCCCUGUAUGAUCAUGUGAUACAGGAGGCCAUACAGCAGAGUGCAAAGGCAUCCAACAAUGAUGAUCUUUAUGUAGAUCUUGUGUCCAAGCUAAACAAAGACGAGGAGAAAAGUGGUCCAAAGUCUCAUCUCGAGGUCUUGGCUGAGAUGAGGGACUACAGGAGACGUCGUCAGUCAUAUAGAGCAAAAAAUGUUCACAUCACCAAGAAAUCUUACACAGAGAUCAUUCGUGAAGUGAUUGAUAUCCACUCAGGGGAGUUGGCAAAGUUGUGGCAGGAGGAGAGAGAGGAGGAGACCAAAACUUCACAACACUCCAACAGACUGCCAGACGAAGGCCGUUCUGCCUCUGUUGAGUCACAUGACAUUCACAUGAGUUCCAGAGAAGAGAACAGCUCUCACCACAAACGUCGCCAAAAGCACAGCCGUGAGCGCAGCCAGGAGAAAAGCAGCAAAAGCAGGAAGAGGGAUUCCCAUUCUCCUGAAUCAAGGCAUCACAAGAAGAAGAAGAAGAAGAAAAAUAAGUCAUGACUUGUUUAGUUGUGAUUUAGGUAAAAAAAAUGAGCAUGAAAUGAUUUCAGAUAUGUCAAAAAAAAAGACAGAUUUGCCGUUAUGUGUGAUUUUAUUAACAGAUUGCUAGCAUUUGUUCUUUUACUCUGUUCAGUUUGGAAUAUCGGUGUGUACGAUUGAAUUAAAGGUAAUGUGAAUCUU